AUGCCAACUACUGUCGUGUACGAAGGAGUGAAUGGCAAGUACGAGGGCACACUCUUCAACGGGGUCAAGUUCUGGGAUAAUGGCGGCAAGAUCGUGCUGCUGGAGAAGCACGCCGACGUGCUGAUUGCGGAUCAUGCCAAGAAGACACUUGCCCCUGCGGGAUCUGUGUCGUGGAAGUACGUUGAGGAUUCGGUGGCCAAGGGCGAGCUGGCCAACAUCGAUGAUUACCGAAUACACGACGUGGAAGGGAAAAGGCCGGCCAAAGGCACGAAGGUCCCUUUUAGCGAAGAGGAUGAUCGGAUACUUGUGACCUGGGUGCGCCAGAAAGAGAAGGCUGGCGAUUACCUGGCCGGCAAUAAGAUUUACCAAGAGCUUGAGAAACUGGUCAGGAGUUCCUACAAGCUACUUGAACUAUGGGUCAAAAGGUUGGCCUUCGUCCGUGAGGAGGCCUUGCCUACCCAACUACCAGAGCUGCCCCUUUCCCGCUCGCCGCCAUUUUCCGCGGAGAAAGGCGAACCAGUUAACCUCGAACAUAGCAAGACACCUAAUGCCGAGGUCACAACGCCGCCCAACGGCAUUCGAGCCAAAUUCACCAAGGAGGACGAGCAGAUUCUCAUUACUUGGGUGCGCCAGAAGCAGAGAGUGGGCGAGAAGCUCUCGGGCAACAAGAUCUACAAAGAACUGGAGCAACUGCAUCCGCAGCAUGGCUGGCAGUCCUGGCGUGAUAAAUGGGUUAAACAGAUGGCCUUCCUCCCUGAAGAGGGCUUGCCGGCACCCCCGCCAGACGUGCAGCGGCUUCCCACCGUUACGCCAGCCAGCACGUCUAGAACUACGCCUUCCGUCAUCACAGCUGCCGCUGGCGCUGGCGCUGGCCCGUCGACUAGGCCAGCCAGCACGGCGACUCCGCCAGGCAAAUCGACCACACAACCAUACCGGGACCCCGGCGCUGCUGGUAACCCCCAAACACCGCCGAUAAAACCAAUAUCACGCAGCAAAGUUGUUUCCGAGCCGCACAGUAGCCCAAAGUCAAGUGGCCCAAGACCCAGCAGGCUGCAGGAGCUGGCACGCAGACGGAAGCUGGUCCAGGCCGCGAGGACAGUCCAACGUGUUUGGAGAGGCUAUGCAGUGCGGCGGGAUAUCCGGCAAGCAAGCGAAUACAUCAGGGCAUUUCAGGCGAUAGCUCAAGGCUACGUCACACGUCGUGUACUCGAAGGGGAGGAAACAACAUGCUUCGAUACGACCGAGCCGGUAGUCGUCGAAGACAACCCUCCCACACCUGUGCCUGACCGGGAUCCCGAACCGCUUCGUCCUCCUGAUGUUCCGUCUCCUAAUCCUCGGCCGCCAGUGCAGACAAAAUUCCCUACCCAAAAAGAGGAUUUCUGGCGCUACUUCAACGCGUUCAACGAGGUUACCGGUGCCGCGCCUGCUCCCUGGGUGCAGAUUGGUAGGCGCACCGUGGAUUUAUGGGACCUCUGGAGGGGCGCUACUGCGCAGCCACAUCAUGGAUCCCGUGACUGGCAAGAAAUCUGUGAAGAACUCGGUAUUGACUGGGUAGCACAGCCGGAUGCGCCGGUGCAGGUGAAAGGUGCUUUUGAGCAGUAUCUGUUGGAAUUUGAGAAUGCGGUAGGAGAGUUUGAGCAAUUGUCCUGGGAGGAUACAGAAGACGGUACGACGAGUCAAAAUGGCGGAACGGGUGAACAGGCAACCGAGGGGGACCAGGACGGCCAGGAAAUGAAUGUGGACACUGAGGAGGAGCCGGUUCAGGAGUCGGGGAACAGGCAGAGGGAUCAAAGAACAGACGAAGAAGGGGGCGUUAAAGAAACUGUUUCACAGCUCUCAGACGACAUUCCGUCCUCCGUCCCAGUAUUUGGUCUGAAGAGAUCUUUCGGGUUAUCCGCUAGCUCAUUCCUCAGCUCAGCCAGCAAAAGGCUGCGAUACGACCCGAGCAGUGAGAUCCCCUGCACACCCGAAGCUCGAUCUGGACGGGCUGGGCAGGGGCCGGCAGGAGCCAGAGCGGCUGUUACCGUUCAGGAGACUCCGACCAGGCGAGGUCGUCCACGGCCGCCCGCUGAAUCGGGGGGUCACAGCUUACCAUCCCCGUCUGGACUGGACGGAGCAAACGACGAUGAAGAGCUUCUAACCCCGUCCCACCAGCUGCUAUCGGAAGAUGAUGCAGGCCCUCCUGCUAAGGGCAUCUCCCGAGACGAUCGGGGGAUCGCGUGGACGAAACAACCACUUCUACCGUCCGUCGAGAGUGAAGACAAAUCCACCGACUCGAGCGAUGCCUUCGAAUCCAUUCUUCCGACGAGAGCUCAACCGCCCAAAGAAAAUCCCCGCCGCCGAACCUUACCGCGCUCCUGGUCCACCUCCAAGGGCAAGGCACCCGCCGGCCCCAGCUCCGCCCCGGCCGCGUCACCGCCUCCAAGACCACCGAUCUCAAGCAGGCAAAUAGUACCCCUUUCAUCCCACUCCGGCGCACCAACCACAAUCUUCGUCUUCGAUUCCCCCGAAAGGCGCCACACCCUCGCCGUAGCUGCACCCCCAAAGCCGCCAACGGCAAUGACAGAGAUACGCUCUUCCUCCCACGCCGGGGCUACAGCAGCAGCCACAAUCCCUUUCUCCGCUCCGCCGGGAAUGCGUACGGUUAUCGACCCGCUUCCGACGAUACGCCACUUCAUCUCAAAGGGCUACCCCCCGCAGGACGUCGCGCUCGCCGCCAAACUCACGACGGCCCACAAGAGCAAGAUGCGCGCCGUCCUCGACAGCGUGGCGCAGGGCCACGGCAUCCCGUGGAGCAUGGCGGGCGUCUGGACGGCGGAGGAGGACGACUUGCUCCGGGGCAUCGGACAGUGGGUCGACCGGAUGGGCCUGGUGGUGCCUAGGAAGGAGGACAGGGCUUGUUUUGGUAAUGAUGACGGCCGGAGGGCCGUGUUUUGGCGGCUUGCGGGGAAGCAUGGCGGGUUUGCCGUGCUGGAGAGGUGGCCGUACUUGAGGGCUUGGGAUCAGUCUUGA
This is a messenger RNA of Chaetomium strumarium, 3012 nucleotides long. RefSeq lists its product as uncharacterized. The transcript is spliced from 4 exons. Gene Ontology annotation, biological process: regulation of DNA-templated transcription; telomere maintenance via telomere lengthening. Gene Ontology annotation, molecular function: protein binding; telomeric repeat DNA binding. The record is from RefSeq and is a predicted model, not a curated record. NCBI's taxonomy places the organism in Eukaryota, Fungi, Ascomycota, Sordariomycetes, Sordariales, Chaetomiaceae. Bases 1 to 3012 code for a protein of 1003 amino acids. Gene Ontology annotation, cellular component: shelterin complex.